UGGGGCUGAGGGAGGAGGAGUCGGUCCAGGGAGUUUGGAACAAUCGCGUCCUCUGGUUGGUAGAGUUCAACAUAUCACUGAGUCUGGGGAAUUUGCUGAGUAACAAAAAUAAAUCAAAUUAAACCAGGAAGACAGGGUGAUAUCUCAGUUUUUAAAAUGGAAAAUCAGAUGUUUGAAUCAAAUGAAGAGCGUACAUUUCAAUACCAGGACUCAUUACCUCCAUUACCUGUUCCCUCUCUUGAGGAAUCCUUGAUGAAGUAUUUAGAUGCAGUGAAGCCAUUUUUGAAUGAAGAAGAACUUCAAAGAAGUACAGAAAUUGUUAAAAGAUUUGGAGAAGGGAUUGGUAAGCAGCUGCAUCAAAAACUUCUGGAGAGGGCCAAAGUUAGGAGAAACUGGCUUGAGGAUUGGUGGCUUCUCAGUGCCUACCUGGAUGUCCGCAUGCCAUCAAUGUUGAAUGUAAACUUUGGAGGUCCUGCACCCUACUUAGAACAUUAUUGGCCACCAAAAGAAGGCACUCAGCUUGAACGAACUGCUAUUGCUGUCUUCUACAUGGUGCAGUUUUGGAAACUACUUCGAAAACAACGUUUGGCUGUACACAAAGCUGGUAGUGUGCCAUUAGACAUGGACCAGUUUCGGAUGUUAUACUGUACCUGCAAAAUACCUGGAGUAACCAGAGAUUCCCUUGUCAGCUGCUUUAAGACAGAAGCUGAAGGACCAUGCCCCUCCCAUUUAGUGGUUCUGUGUCGUGGGCGAGUAUUUAUCUUUGAUACUGAGUAUGACCAUCACAUCUUAACACCACCAGAACUUUUCAGACAACUGACUUACAUCAGGAAAAGAUGUGACAAUGAACCUGAAGGACCAGGUGUGUCAGUGUUAACUUCUGAAGAAAGAACACAUUGGGCAAAGGUACGGGAAUAUCUAAUUAGCUUGGAUCAGAAGAAUCUGACUAUAUUGGAAUACAUUCAGAGUUCCUUGUUCAUACUCUCACUGGAUGAUACCAGUCCCCCUGCAUCACCUGAAGACUAUUCUCAAAUAUGUUUAUCAGCACUAACUGGAAACCCAAUUAUACGAUGGGGUGACAAGUCAUACAAUUGCCUCAGUUUCGCCAAUGGAACUUUUGGUUCAAAUUGUGAUCAUUCUCCUUAUGAUGCCAUGGUAAUGGUUUCCAUGUGCUAUUACAUUGAUCAGACUAUCAAGUCCGUGGAAGGCAAAUGGAAGGGAUCAACUGCAGUUCGUGACUUUGCAUGGCCAGAGGAGCUGGUUUUUGUAUUGGAUCAGAAGGUUCUCAAUGACAUAGAUCAAGCUAAGCAACAGUAUUACAAGCAGGCAUCGGAUGUCCAAAUUGUCAGUUAUGCCUUCACUGCAUUUGGAAAAUCUCUGAUUAAAAUGAAGAAGCUUCACCCAGAUAUAUUUGUACAACUUGCACUUCAGUUAGCCUAUUACAAAUUCCAUGGCCGACCUGGCAGCUGUUAUGAGACUGCAAUGACUCGACGGUUUUAUCAUGGCCGAACAGAGACAAUGAGACCAUGUACUGUUGAGGCAGUAGAAUGGUGUAGAGCAAUGUUGGAUCCAGCAGUUUCUAAUGUGAACCGUCAACAGCUGAUGAUGAAAUCUUUUGCAAGACAUCACAAACUGAUGACUGACUGUCAAAAUGGUAGAGGCUUUGACCGACAUCUCCUGGGUCUGAUGCUUAUAGCUAAAGAAGAAGGUCUUCCUGUGCCAGAGCUCUACUUAGAUGCUGCCUUUACUAAAAGUGGUGGUGGCGGAAACUUUGUUCUUUCAACUAGCCUUGUUGGAUAUACUACCGUCCUAGGUGCUGUCCUUCCUAUGGUCCACAAUGGCUAUGGAUUUUUCUACCGUAUCCGGGAUGACAGGAUUGUAGUUGCUUGUUCUGCUUGGAAGUCGUGUCCCGAGACUGAUGCAGAAGAACUGUACAAAGGACUAGUUCAGUCCUUCUAUGAAAUGAUCAAGUUGACAACAAUGGCCCAACUUUAAGCACUGUUGAAAAGGAAAGCACGUUGCUAACAAUUGUAAACUACUAAAUCUUUACGUAUUUGCAUUAGUAUAGUUGUAAAUAACACAUGAUUACCCGAGGUCUGUGCUACAAAAUUUACUUGAAAUAAUAAUGCUUUUUUCUCAAAUUACUACUUCGCAAUAUCAAUGCAACAUUUUUGAAACUAUGCACAAUACAAUGCAAAAGAUACAGAUAAGUAACACAAAGAAAAGAUAGAAUAAUUACAAUUUUCACUUCUUGGUUUUAGAAUUAACUUUUUGUGUGGAAAAGGAGAAAAAGCCGCACUUAUUAAUUUUAAUUAAUUUUUGACAGAACUAGUCUGUCUGUUUCACAGAAACAAUGUAUGUAGCCUAUUUCUGAAAGUAGGAAUCAGACUCUUGAUUGUUUAGAGUUUUGAAAGUAAUCUUUAAAAUCUGUAAAUAUGAUUUUAGGAUUUAUUUAAUAUAUUUAAUGUGUAAAGUGAGAACAUCAAUGUUGGACCAAUCAAUGAAUUGUUGUUUUGGGGGUUGUACAAUUUGAGCAUCCUUUACUUAAUUCUCUGUUAUAUACUGGAUAUUUUACCAAGAUAAAGCACUGACAAGAAGUAAAGCUGACCAAAGUAGUUGAUGCCAAUUUGAAAAAGACAGUUAAUAAUUUGCAACAGAUUAAAAUCUACAUGGUUAUUAGUAGCCUUUUGGUACGAGGUAAAAAGAUGUUACAAGCCAGAAUUAGCCAAAUAACUUCAUAAUGCAUAUGAAUCACAGAAUGUUUUUUGUCAGGCGAACAAAAUUGAUUUAUACAAACUUGCAGCCUCUCUGAAAGAUUCUUUUAAUACAAGUGCUAAUUGUGUUUUUGGUGAAUUAUUUGUUGAAUGUUGCUUAACUUGCCCAAGUUAUUUCCAUUUGACAUUUUAUUUUUGAAGUUUAUCCAUGUUUUAACUUACUUUCUAUCUCCUACCUCACUUACACAUAUUGUCCCUUGGGAGUAGAAAGAUUCUUUCUAAAAAAAGUUUUGCAGUUACUGAGAGUUGUAAAUACUGAAGAUGACCUUGUUGCCUCUAAUGUUAAUAAUUGAAAUGCACUCUUGAGCAAUGUAUUCAGCUCCCUAAUCUUCCUAUCCUUCAUUAUUCUGUCAUGUAGCAACAGAACGAAAAAUCUUCAACCCUAAAGUCUUGCUCCUAAAUUUGCUAUGUUAUCUUUUUCAAUAUUUUCCUAUAUUUUUAAUCAACCUGUUCAGAGGUGUUGUUCCACAUCCCCCUAGACUGUGUGACUUGAACCAAGACCUCCUGGUUCAGUAUAGACACUACUCCUUCACAACAAGAGCUCUUUAGUCUUUCCUUGGCUCCCCUUGCAUAAUUUUCUGCAUACUUUGCACGCUGUUCUUUCUCUACCACUUAUGCAACAACAGAGCAUCUGAGGUAUCUCUAAGUAAAGUCAUCUAGUUCCCUGGGGUCAGUAUCUUUCUAGCUUGCAUUUGGAAAUUUGAACCAUUCCUUUUCUCUUUGAUUUUACCACCAGUUAAUGCUUUGUUCAUUUGAUUUGACUUUCCUCUUUCAUUCCUUUAUUCAUUUAUGCUAAUUUCUAUAUUUGUCUCAUUGAUUCUGGAAUAUUGUGAGCGGUUUUGGGCCCUGUAAUUUAUGGAAGAUGUGUUGGCAUUGGAGGGGGUCCAGAGGACAUUUACAAGAAUAAACCCCUGGGGUGAAGGACUUCUCAUAUGAGAAGCGAUUGCGGAUUCUAGGUCUGUUUUUGAUGGUAUUUAGAAAGGUGUGUGUGUGUGUGUGUGUGUGUGUGUGUGUCAUCUCAUAGUAUUCUGUAAAUUUCUGAGAGGCCUGGAUAUAGUGGAUAUGGAGAAGAUGUUUCCACUAGUGAGAGAGAUUAGGAGCUGAGGGCACAACCUCAAGGUGAAGGGACAUCUCUUUAGAAUUGAGAUGAGGGGGAAUGUCUUCAGCCAGAAUGUGGUGAACCUAUGGAACUCAGCCCUAGUAGGUCAACGAGGCUAAGUAAUUUAUUUAAGAUUGAAUAGUUGGAUCCUUGAUUAAUAAAAAGAUCAAGAGUUAUGGACAGAAGACAGGAGAAAGGGGUCAAGAAAUGGAUCAGCUGUGAUUGAAUGGUAGAGGAGAUUCGAUGGGCCAAACGGCCUAAUUCUGCUCCUUUAUCUUAUGGUCAUCAAUUUUUAACUUUAUGGUUUUUGUUUGGGGUUUUGCUUUCUUCCUCCUAAUUUCAAUAACUUAGCCAUUUUCACCCAUCAUGCCAAUUCAUGAGUUCUCUUUGUGUUAAGAAGUAGCUUGAUGCAUAAGAGUUGCCAUCUUUUGUAGACUUGGUGCAAAUGUCCCCCUGAAACACCCUUGAGCUUCCUGUCUUUCACUAUUCUAGCAUGUAACAAGGGAACUAAAUGUUUUCUUCCUGAGUCUUGAGAUUCCAAAACAGAUUUAAAUCCAUUUUUUCAAGUCUUCCUUAUAUAAUCGGCUCUCCUUGCACAAUUUUUUAAAUACUCUCCAAAGUGCCCUUUUAUUAACCACGUCAUAGACAACAGAGCAGCUGAAGUUCUCUGGACAGUCAUAAAGAGUGCUCUGCUCUCCACCUAUUUGUAUUCUCCUACUGAUGGUAAUUCUCACCAAAAUACUGACCUUACUAUAUAUUUUUUUAAAAUAAGACCACAAUUUUGAACCCUUUUUAUGACUUACUGAACAUAAAUCCAUGCAUUCUGUUUGCCCUAGAAUGCUUCUGUAUUGAAAGGAUUCCUUUGGGAGAAACAUCACAGCACUUAUUGUGAAAAUAAUCAUUGCUCAUGAAAAAUAAAUUGCUCUUUAAUUUCACUGAUAUUUUUAAAAAAAAAUUCUUAUGGAGGUCAUGCUGAUUAGUAUGAAAGUAUUGCUUGUUUCAGGAAAUACAGAUAGAUCGCCCAUAGAAAUGGUUGGAGUUGUGUGCAUGACUGUUACCUACAAUGUUUUGUAAACACCCAAUCCCAGUGAUGUUUGUAAAACAUUGCAAUUAUGGAAUAAAUAGACACCAUAGGAAUGCUUUGGUAAGAAAGCAUAUGUUGAGUUAAACUUGUGGCAAGUAAUCGAUCGGAUAAGUCAAUGAAUGGUGAUUAGUGGUAACAAAAUUAGAGGCGCCGUUGGCUUCACUACUAAGAGCAACAGUCUUCAUAGAAAAUUCAUUUUCAUGUCCCUCUCAAAGUCUCACACCAUCUGACUUAGAACUAUAUUCUUUCACUUCACUGAGUCAAAAUCCUAAAACGUUAUCCCUAACAGUACAUGUGGAUGUAUACACCACAAGGACUGAACAGUUUCAGAACUCUAUCUUCCUGAGGGCAUUUGGGGAUGAACAAUAAAGUUUGCCUUACCAGGAAUAUUUGUAUCCCAAUAACAAUUUUUUAAAAUUCUACUACAAAGACAGUGAUGUAAAGAAUUUGUAACACAUUUUCUGGCAACGUGAUUUUUUUUUGUAUAACAUAUACAUUACAGUUUGGUUUAGUAGCUUGAUUUGAAAGAUAUACAAGAUCAGAUUAGCUAGCUGAUUAUAAGUAUAGAUUGAUUUACAGUUAACCUUCAAUUUAAAAAUUGUUUGCUAUAAUAACCUACUACAUUGUGGCAGUGUUUUUGGCUGCUAAGUUUCCACGGUAAUUUUUCACACA
This is a messenger RNA of Hemiscyllium ocellatum (epaulette shark), 5629 nucleotides long. RefSeq names its product carnitine O-octanoyltransferase (gene crot). The record is from RefSeq and is a predicted model, not a curated record. Gene Ontology annotation, molecular function: carnitine O-octanoyltransferase activity. The transcript has 17 exons. The coding region runs from base 157 to 1995 and encodes 612 amino acids. Lineage: Eukaryota; Metazoa; Chordata; Chondrichthyes; Orectolobiformes; Hemiscylliidae. Gene Ontology annotation, cellular component: peroxisome.